Messenger RNA from Scaptodrosophila lebanonensis, 3261 nucleotides. RefSeq names its product N-alpha-acetyltransferase 16, NatA auxiliary subunit (gene Naa15-16). Gene Ontology annotation, biological process: N-terminal peptidyl-methionine acetylation. The transcript is spliced from 7 exons. Gene Ontology annotation, molecular function: protein binding; protein-N-terminal amino-acid acetyltransferase activity. Lineage: Eukaryota; Metazoa; Arthropoda; Insecta; Diptera; Drosophilidae. The record is from RefSeq and is a predicted model, not a curated record. Gene Ontology annotation, cellular component: NatA complex; cytoplasm. The coding region runs from base 277 to 2937 and encodes 886 amino acids.
CAAUUAAUUACUUGUCAUACAAGCAUUAUCAACUUGUGUGGAUUUGUAACAAACAGCUGUGCGCCGUGAUUGCCAUUCACUGUGGUUAUAUACAUGAUUGGCAGUGCUUCCUCUUCUCACGGUUUUUAUAAGGACUAAUUGUUCGCAUAUUUUUAAAUUGAGCAAGUUUUUAUCAAACGUUUCCGGUAAACGGGUGUAUAGCGGAAGUUGUUUAUAUCUGUCAGUGGCAGUAGCAGAAGGAUUGGUAAAAUUACCAACUAUAGCAUAUAGUUAAGGAUGCCCUCAAGUGAUCCACUUGCGCCCAAGGAGGGUGCUCUAUUCCGCAAAAUUUUGAAAUGCUAUGAAAUGAAGCAAUACAAAAAUGGCUUGAAGCUGGCCAAGCAAAUACUUGCAAAUCCCAAGUACACGGAACAUGGAGAAACACUCGCUAUGAAAGGUCUAACGCUUAAUGGUUUGGGUCGACGUGAAGAGGCCUAUAAGUAUGUGCGCUUAGGGCUCCGAAACGAUCUGCGCUCCCAUGUCUGCUGGCAUGUGUAUGGACUACUACAGCGCAGCGACAAAAAGUACGAUGAGGCUAUCAAGUGCUAUCGCAAUGCCCUCAAAUGGGAGAAGGACAAUCUGCAAAUAUUAAAGGAUUUGUCGUUGCUGCAAAUACAAAUGCGUGAUUUGGAAGGGUAUAAGGAGACCCGCCAUCACCUUUUCACGUUGCGCCCAUCGCAGCACGCCUCUUGGAUUGGAUUUGCAAUGAGCUAUCAUCUCUUAGGAGACUAUGAAAUGGCUAACAACAUACUAGAGACGUUUAGUCAGUCGCAGACUUCAAUUGAGGCACACGACUAUCGUCAUUCGGAAUUGUUGCUCUACCAGAGUCAGAUACUUAUUGAAUCUUCGCAUCUACAACAGGCGCUUGAGCAUCUGAAGAAGUAUGAAUCGCAAAUUGUUGAUAAAUUGGCCGUACGCGAAACAAUGGGAGAUUUGUACAUAAAGCUACAGCAGCCAGAAAAGGCGGUGCCUAUAUUCGAUGCACUCAUCCGUCGUAACCCAGAGAAUGUUCUAUACUACGAGCAAUAUCUGAUCGCGCGUCAAGUGAGUGAGGCCAGCGAAAAGGUCGCUUUAUUCCGGGAGUUCCAGGCUAAAUACCCGCGUGCCCUAUGUCCGCGUCGACUGCCACUAAACAUUGCCACUGGUGACGCUUUUCGUGAAGUGACUGAUGAGUACCUACGCCGUGGCUUGCGAAAGGGAAUUCCUCCGCUUUUUGUAAAUGUACGCGCUCUGCAUCAGCAGGUGGACAAAGCAAAGACUAUCGAAGCUCUUGCGCUGCAGUAUUUUGAGAAUCUGACGCGCUCCGGCCAUUUUUCACGCGAGGAUGCUGAUGCCGGUGCACCUGUCGAGCCGGCCUCGGCGCUGGUGUGGACGGCAUUAUUUUUGGCCCAACAUUAUGACUACAUGCGUGACACAGAUCGUGCUCUUGAAUGUAUCAAUGUGGCAAUCGAUCACACACCUACACUUAUUGAACUGCUCAUAACUAAGGGCCGCAUUUUUAAGCAUGCUGGCGAUGCUGUGGAGGCCUACAUUUGGCUUGAUGAGGCUCAAAGCAUGGACACAGCAGACCGCUACAUCAACUCAAAGUGUGCCAAGUAUAUGCUGCGUGCCAAUAUGAUCCAAGAAGCCGAGGAAAUCUGCGCAAAGUUUACUAGAGAGGGCGUCUCCGCUAUGGAUAAUUUAAAUGAGAUGCAGUGUAUGUGGUUCCAGACGGAAUGCGCCCUGGCCUAUCAACGUAUGGGGCGCUGGGGCGAGGCCUUAAAGAAAUGUCACGAAGUGGACCGUCACUUUGCCGAAAUCAUUGAAGACCAGUUUGAUUUCCAUACCUAUUGCAUGCGAAAGAUGACGCUGCGCGCAUAUGUUGGACUGCUACGCCUAGAAGACGUACUAAGACGCCACCCAUUUUACUUUAAGGCAGCCAAGUGUGCCAUCGAGGUAUACAUACGUUUGUAUGAUAAGCCGCUAAAAUCGGAAGCAACCAUUGAGGAGAUUGACAUAGAAAACCUUCCACCUUCAGAGCUAAAGAAACUGCGCAGCAAACAGCGCAAAGCAAAAAAGAAAGCUGAAUUGGAAAGCGCUCAAGCUGCACAGGCACAAGUAAAACGUGAACAGCAUCAGAAAUCCAAGCAACAGGCCACUCAGGAAACCGAUCCUGAUGCUCCGCAAUUGGACGAGCUCGUACCAGAGAAACUUGAACGCACGGAUGAGCCGCUGGAGAAAGCCAUUGAGUUUUUAAAGCCGUUGCAGCAACUAGCCAAAGAUCGCAUCGAAACGCAUUUACUAGCCUUUGAGGUUUAUUAUCGCAAAAAUAAGCCUCUCCUUAUGCUGCAGUCCAUCCGCAGAGCGCGCGCCAUAAAUUCGGCGCAUCCGGAGUUGCAUAGUUGUAUAGUGCGCUUUAUGAAAGCAUUGAAGGCAGAUAGCGACCAACGCAGGUGUAAUGCUCAUGUGCAGCAGGUGCUGGAUAAAGCGAAUCAGGAACUGAUAGGGACUAAAACGCCACAGCAAUUAAACGACGAAUUCAUUGCCAAGAACAAUGCUUCUAUAUUGCAUUUAUAUGAGGGAGCACGUGGACUCUACGAGCUUGAUGCAAGUAAAAAGGAUGCUGCUAUCAAUCUGAUAACAAGUUUCGAUUUAAGUAAGCUGCGACUUGAGGAGGCUAUCAAAAUCUAUAUGGCGUUGCGGGACGGCGAUGUGUUUGGAGAGUGUGAGGCAAAAGCUGCUGCCUAUAAGCAGGCAUGCCAUAACCGCUUCCAAUAUGCGCGUAUCUUCCGCAAUGUUGAAGAGCUUGAGGCGCAGUUGCAAGAAAAGGUGGCAGCUAAGUUGCGUGCGGAGCAAGAGCAGCAACUUAAUCAUUUGGAUGUGAGCGAAUCGGCGGGGAUGGCAGACGCAGCUUUUUAGAACCAGGCAAUAUGGAUAAAUGAAGACUGCUAGAACAACAGCACCAAUUAGAACCACAUUUACAAUAGCAAUCACAGCCAGAGCGCUAGCAGCAAUAAGUCUAUAAGCAACAACAAUAAUAAUAAAUGAAACCUAUAAUAACAGAAAUAAGUUAAUGGGGUAAAUGGCAAACAAAAAUAGCAGCACACAUGAAACAUAAAUACAUACAUACAUACAUAUAUGAACGUUAAAAUGUGAUACGGUGUGCAUCUAGAUAGACGGUUCAUUGUUUGCUGCGCUAAUUGAUCGGUACUUGUUUUAAUUAAAAUACCCUAAUAACAUCCA